AUGCAGCUGCAAGGCAUCUUUGCUCAGCUGGGAGCCAUCAUGCUCCUGGCGCUCACCGCCACGGCUGCUCCCAACAACAACGGCCAGUGGAACGCGCACAAGAAGCAGCCCAACGUGAUCCAGCUGAUCUCUGACGGCUUUGGACCGGCCUCGGAGACGUUUGCGCGCGAGUUCCUGCAGACGGCCAAGCACCAGGGAUGGAACGUCACGCUGCCGCUGGACAAGCUGCUGGUGGGUGAGGUCCGUACGCGCUCGACCAACUCGCUGGUCACGGACUCGGCUGCCAGCGCUACUGCCUACUCGUGCGGUCUCAAGAGUGUCAAUGCCUACAUCGGUGUCGACUCGGACAAGAAGCCGUGUGGUACUGUCCUGGAAGGCGCCAAGGCCAAAGGAUACAACACCGCGCUGGUGACGACUUCGCGCAUCACGCACGCUACGCCUGCUUCGUACUCGGCGCACAUCGACGACCGCGAUGCCGAGGACGAGAUCGCGAGCCAGCAGAUCGGCAACUACAUGCUCGGCCGCCAAGUCGACAUCCUGUGGGGUGGUGGAUUGCGACACUUCUUGCCCAACACCACCAAGCCCGGCAUCCGCACCGAUGGGCGCAACCUCAUCGAGGAAUCCAAGAAGCGCGGCUUCAACUUGGUCAACAACCGCACCGACUUUGAUGCUCUGCAAGGCGGCAACAAGUUGAAGCUGCCCUCGCUCGCGCUAUUCACGGCUUCACAUAUGGCCUACGAGGUUGACCGAAACGCGACGCUCGAGCCGAGUCUCAAGGAGAUGGCCUUGACCGCACUCAACGGGCUUCGCAACCAGAACGAGCCCUACUUUAUCAUGAUCGAGGGCGCGCGUAUCGACCACGCUGCGCACAACAACGACCCCAUCGGCCACAUUCACGACAUCCUCGCGUACCAGGAGAUGGUGCAUGCUGUCGUGGACUGGGUGGACAACAACGCAGCCAACAACGCCCACGAGCCCGAGACGGUGGUGUUCAGCGUGGCCGACCACGAGUGCGGUGGGCUGACGCUGGGCCUGCAAAGGAGCGAGGACGAGGAGGCACUCUACGGUUGGUACCCUGACGUCCUGCUCAAUGCGACGCGCUCGACCGAGUUCCUGGCUGCGCAGACAGGCAAGUGGGUCGCCGCUGCCAACCGCACCGACGCCGACCUGCGUACCUACAUCAAGACGGAAAUCAUCGGCAAGGGACUCGGCAUCGCAGACGUGCAGGACGGCGAGAUCCAGCGAGCGGUGGAGCUGUCCAAGCUCAAGAACCAGAUCCCCUACACCGUGUGGCUGUCGUCGAUCGUCAACUGGCGCGCGCACCUGGGCUGGUCCACCACGGGCCACUCGGGCGUCUCUGUGGGGCUGUACUACCACGAAGCCAAACCCAAGGACGUGUGGAGCGAGCAGUACAAGCGCUACCAGCAACGCCGCUCGUCGGUGAUAGGCUCGCACGAAAACACAUGGAUCGGCAAGUGGAUCUCGUCGUACCUGCAGCUCGACCUGACUUCGAUCACAAAGACGCUCAACAACGGCUCGGACUACAGCUGGUACAACAACUGGGGCGACAAGCUCAACACCUUCACCGACAAGUUGGAGCACUACCAUGGAGGCCUCGCGCGUGUGAUCCCACCUCGUUCGGCUUCGGAGAAGAGGGAUCUGCACAUCGACUCGCAUGCCGAGAACGAGCCGCUGAUGAGAAGGAUCCACGGCCCUCGUGUGGCCGGUGCGACCAUCGAGGAGAGGUCGCACUCGUCGGCUCAUCGUGAGGAGCUCUAA
Messenger RNA from Sporisorium graminicola, 1779 nucleotides. RefSeq lists its product as uncharacterized. Gene Ontology annotation, molecular function: alkaline phosphatase activity. The coding region runs from base 1 to 1779 and encodes 592 amino acids. The transcript has a single exon. The record is from RefSeq and is a predicted model, not a curated record. Lineage: Eukaryota; Fungi; Basidiomycota; Ustilaginomycetes; Ustilaginales; Ustilaginaceae. Gene Ontology annotation, cellular component: fungal-type vacuole membrane. Gene Ontology annotation, biological process: dephosphorylation.